ACCAGUUUUCAGCGCAGGAAUACAGUCGCGGUAUCGUUCAAGUGUCAAGCGGAAAGCAUUGAAAACGCACAGCACAGAUUUAAAGGAUCAUCAACGUAAAGAAGCAGAACUAGACGCAAAAUGAACACCGGAAUCUCGCUAAAUGAGCGCUUCACGCAAAUGCAGUCGCACCAGGCGCCGCAGGGACGCGGUCGCAGCCGCUCGAGGAGCAGGAGCCGCCGGAUCGUGGACAGCGGCGCCGGGAACCCCGGAGUGUCGGCGGCCAACUCCCGCCUGCUGCAGGAGUUCAAGCGGCGCCACACCGUCCAGACGGCCCUCAAACUGAAGCGCAGAAGCUUACGGACCAGCGGCGUGAGCGGACGCGGAGCCCGUGUCGGCGGCGUCAAGUCGCUGCGCCUGGCGCCCAACGGAAAGCCCAUGCGGUCCAACAACGUGACCCGGGUAGCAACGAUGCGUGCCGAUUUGGUGGCCAGUGGCAACGCAGCCCGCAAUCGCCGCAGCGGCAGCAGCACACGCCGAUUCCCCGCCUCCAACGGAGGUGGAGGAGGUGUCGGUGGUCUUCGUCAGCGGCUGGGACAGCGUCGUCCCUCGGUGGGCGGUGCCGCCGAGCGCGUUGAGCGCCGUCAGCGACAGCAGCAGCAGCAACAAGUCCCACGCGGGCGUUCCCGCUCGCGAUCCCGUUCGCGUCACCCACAACCGCAGCCACAGCGCGCCGACAGAGGUCGUUCCCAGAGCCGCGGACGCAGCGUAGGGCGUUCCCAGAGCCGCAAUCGCGAUCGCUCCGCCCAGGGACGCGUUCCGGUGAAACAGCGCCUGUCGGUCAAGCAUCGUCUGGGCGUGCGUGCCGGCCAGGGAAACAACCAGGCCAACAACAAGGCCAAGAACCCGCGUCAGCGCCGGGCAUCGAGCCAACUGAGAGGCGUGGCUGGCGGCAGGGUGGAGAAGCGUCGUAACGGCCAGGCUUCCCAAAAGAAGGGAGUCUCCGCCGCUCUCGCCGGACGCCAGGGACGACCACGCGGAAGAUCUGCUGCAAGGAACGCUGCUGCUGGCGGUGGGGCUGCCAACAAUUCUGCUCCCGCGCGUCGCUCACGGUCACGCAAUCGCGCCGCCGCCGUCGCUGCUGCCGCUGCCACCGCUACCGCUCAGGGCCGGGGCAAUCCUCGCCAGCGACGUGGACGCAGUGCGGGCGCUGCCAAGGGCAAUAACACUAGCAACAACAACAACAACAGAAAUGGUAAAACCAACAAAACCGGCAAGGGCAAGGCGGCAAACGCUGGCAAACAGGCCACGCAGCAACAGGCUCGCCGGGGACGCAGUCGUAGUCGUAAGCCUACAGGCAAGCCACAGCGCACGGAGGUGAAGCGCGAGGAUCUGGACAUGGAGCUGGAUCAGUACAUGUCCACCACGAAGUCCGAGAUGGACUACUUGCUGAAGUAAACCCAAGAUUGGACCAAAUUUAAGCCAUUAAGAGAAUGGAAUGAAGAGAAUAAAAGAAAGCUACCACCGGCUAUAGACAGACUACGUUUCUCUCAUCGCACUAAGUUACCGCCUAGUUCAUAGUUAUAUUUAAGCAUUAAAACACGCCCACGAAGCGCGUUUAAACAUAUUACUCGUGUACAUAUGGCAAGCUCUAAAACUUUAAGUAAAUCUGGCCGAGAAAUUUAUAGUUUAA
Molecule: messenger RNA, 1672 nt
Organism: Drosophila takahashii
Lineage: Eukaryota; Metazoa; Arthropoda; Insecta; Diptera; Drosophilidae
Product: micronuclear linker histone polyprotein
Source: RefSeq, a predicted model, not a curated record